This is a messenger RNA of Aspergillus mulundensis, 1548 nucleotides long. RefSeq lists its product as uncharacterized. The record is from RefSeq and is a predicted model, not a curated record. Bases 1 to 1548 code for a protein of 515 amino acids. Lineage: Eukaryota; Fungi; Ascomycota; Eurotiomycetes; Eurotiales; Aspergillaceae. The transcript has 3 exons.
AUGGGUGCUGAUGACUACACCGUCGUCCCCCUUACCCUUUUGGAUGCGACCGUGGGAAACGCCGAUAUCAUUGCCAGAGCGAGCUUCAUCUUUGAUGCACCGCUGUCAUUCGAGAAACUGCAGGAAACAUGGCACCAAACGCUGAGCAUCAGACCCAUCAUGCAGUCGCGGAUACGCCGCUCUACAACAGCCCCCUCAGGGUUAGAGUACCACGUCUUGACGCCUAGUGGCAUGGAAAGGUACUUGCAGAGCCAGAAGCAAGCACCCGACCAUCUAAAAGACUUCUUUUGCCUCGACGAAUGUGAUCGCUCCAUCACCGACUUCUGCGCCGGCUUUGGAGUCGGUCCCAGCGCACCGAGUCACUCAUACAGAGUCUUUGUUGCCGACAGUGCCUGUUCAGCGGACGAAAAGCGUUGCAUGGCCUUCAACGGCGCACAGUCUCUUGACGAGAUUCUUGACGGUGACCGGCCAGCUACAACAAUCCAAGUCACCCGAUUCCGAGAUGCCACACUCAUCACUGCCUCUCUCACCCACCUCAUCGGCGACCUGUUCACCGUAAAGGCUAUCUUCAAAGGCUGGGAAAGCACACUGCACGGCAAUCCGCCUCCGCCAUUUGAAGGGCUCGGACGAGACCCCUUUACUGCCUACGGACCCGGAGGAGAGCUCGCAGGCAACGACAUCAACUCCAGCCGGCCUCCAUUACCACCAGGCUGGCAGAUCUACGGUCCAAUCGACAAAGCUCGCUUUGCGUCUCGGCUUCUAUGGGACACCAAGAUCUCACGGCCCGAAAACACCAUCUCUCAAAAGUACAUCUUCGUCUCCGCAGACGAAGCCCAGCGCUUGGAGGAGGAAGCAAAGCAGGACCUGGCCAAGCUGCAAGGGCAGCACCCGGCCACCGUCACCCGCUCCAACGUCCUAUACGCCUGGCUCCUCAAAAACAGCACAACCCAUCUCAGCCCAAACGAAUGGAGCGCCCCCGUCACAAUCGUCAACACCCGCGCCCGCCCCCCAACCGGCAUGACGCCGCAGUCCGAAUCAACCGCCUCCUUCCCCUCGCACAACUGGUACGGCGCCGCAAUGGCCACCGGCCUCCCCAGCCUAAAAGCCCACACGCUGCGCUCCAUGUCGCUCGGCGAACUAGCCCUGCACAUCAAGACCGGGAUCCGCGAGGCCUCAACACCCGAGAACACGCGCCGCUUCCUCUCGUACACCCUCCACAACAGUCUCUGGAGAAAACCCUCCGGCAAGCUCGCGCUCUUCUGCCCGCCCGGCCAUAACUGGUCCGGCCUGACGGAUUGGCGGCUGAUCCAGCUGCAGGAUAUGGAUUUUACGCCUGCUCGGUUAGAUGGGGACGCGAAGGUUGAGGUUUGUGCGUUUAGCACGCAUAUGCUCACGGCGUUUUCGCAGCGCGAUCGCUGGGUUUGUAUGGGGCAGGCUGGGGGCGGCGUGUGGUUUGUUGGUAUUGCCGGUGAUAGGCAGUGGGAUGAUCCCAGGGGGUUUGGGAAGUAUCCUAGGCUUCAGAGGAGGGUGAGGACGAGUAGGCUUUAG